Hydractinia symbiolongicarpus is the source of this 990-nucleotide messenger RNA. Its product is annotated as olfactory receptor 141-like. The transcript has a single exon. Gene Ontology annotation, cellular component: membrane. The record is from RefSeq and is a predicted model, not a curated record. Gene Ontology annotation, molecular function: G protein-coupled receptor activity. Lineage: Eukaryota; Metazoa; Cnidaria; Hydrozoa; Anthoathecata; Hydractiniidae. Bases 1 to 990 code for a protein of 329 amino acids. Gene Ontology annotation, biological process: G protein-coupled receptor signaling pathway.
AUGCGACGAAAUGAAACGUGUAUUACUGCCUACUCAGCGGUUUAUAACUUAGGAGAGUAUCAAGCUGUUUCGUUGUUAGUGUUAAAUUUAGUUGUCAUGGUAGCAAAUAUAAUCAGCAACGUCGGAAUUAUAUACGGCCUGGUUUCCACUUCGCAAUUUUUUAAUCCGUCACUGAAGCUUAUUUUGUGCUUGAGUAUUUUUGACCUUUGUUUGGCGGUUUUUGCACAGCCGAUAUUUUCCGUGAUGUUAGUUUACAAAUCUACGUUAAGUCAAUGUAGUGUUGAAAUAUCGGUACAAUUUUUAGCCGUCUUCUUCACUCACGCCUCGGGCUAUACAAUCGCUACGAUUGGUUUCGAUCGCUACGUUCGAACACGCUAUUUGAACAACUACUCUGCUGUCAUGACAACAAAGAAGUUCUAUAUUCUAGUGAUGGUUAUUUGUAUGACGUCAUUGAUCCAGGGCGUUAUAUAUCUAUGUGGUACCUUGCUUAAUUUCUUCUCAACAGCAAGCAGAUUAGGCGUGGUAAUUGAUUCCUGCGUGGUAGUUGUGACAUUUGGAUUUUACUUACGGAGUAUAAAAGUAAUUCGUGAAUAUCGGCAGGCUUCAACUUUUAGAUAUCUCAUGAGAAGCGUUAAUAGACGGAUUAUUAUAGUAGGAUCCCGAAUUAUGCUCUCCAUCGCUAUUACAUAUAUCCCGUAUUUUAUUAUCUCCAUCGUACGUUCUAUUUACCAGAGUAGUAACCAUUCCUCACAACAGUGGGUGGAUUUUGCCUUGAUAUUUUCCUACAUUUUAAUUAUGUUGAACUCCUUCAUCAACGCGUUUAUAUUUAUCAACGGUAAUAAAAAGCUGAACCAUAAAGUUAAGAAGCUAAAGUUUUGGUCAUCAUACACGGAGGAGACCUCUGACUCCAACGAGCCAUCUGUUACUGGAAAUGAAAAAAUGCAACGUGGUGCCGUAAAACCUAAGAGUGACGUUGAGACUACUGUUUGA